GCUCUUCGUUGGACUUUUCAAGCACAACUCGCCCUGCAGUCACCUUGUUGUUCCGCGUUACACGAAACGUUGCCACCACAGCAGUGGUUGGCGGCAGCAAGAGCUGGACUGAAGGGUUCCGACUUCCUCAAAGUCACCCUUUCUCCUUCCCCACGUGUCAUGCAACAUGCUGCAACCGUUGUGAUUGGCGGCAAGAAGGGCUGGCCUUGCGUCAAGUCUUGGACGAAACCAAGUUUUCAUUAUAAUGACGUCGUAG
Molecule: messenger RNA, 256 nt
Organism: Closterium sp. Naga37s-1
Lineage: Eukaryota; Viridiplantae; Streptophyta; Zygnematophyceae; Desmidiales; Closteriaceae
Source: the annotation of a GenBank genome assembly